GGGCCGCGCCGCGCGAGCCGUUGGGCCUGGCUCUGAGAAGGCGUUGCCGCUGCCGCCGCCGUUGCCGCCGCCAGGAAACACAAGGAGCGGGAGCUAGCGCAGCGCGACGAUGGGCCGAAGUAGAGCCCCGCCGGAGAGCUCGGGCGGCCGCCGGUGACAGGCUGUGCUCUGUCCACUGCGCUUCCUGCAUGUCCGGCUGCCCUGAGCUGUCCAGAACUAGGUGACAGUGUGUCACGCUGCCACCAUGAACGAAGUGUCUGUCAUCAAGGAAGGCUGGCUCCACAAGCGCGGUGAAUACAUCAAGACCUGGAGACCUCGGUACUUCCUGCUGAAAAGUGACGGCUCCUUCAUCGGCUACAAGGAGCGGCCCGAGGCCCCCGAUCAGACCUUACCCCCCCUCAACAACUUCUCUGUCGCAGAGUGCCAGCUGAUGAAGACGGAGAGGCCGCGGCCCAAUACCUUUGUCAUACGCUGCCUGCAGUGGACCACGGUCAUUGAGAGGACUUUCCACGUAGACUCUCCUGAUGAGAGGGAGGAGUGGAUGAGGGCCAUCCAGAUGGUCGCCAACAGCCUCAAGCAGCGUGGCCCGGGCGAUAGCCCCGUGGACUACAAGUGUGGCUCCCCCAGUGACUCUUCCGCCGCCGAGGAUAUGGAAGUGGCGGUUAGCAAAGCGAGGACCAAGGUGACCAUGAAUGACUUCGACUAUCUCAAACUCCUGGGCAAGGGCACCUUUGGCAAAGUCAUCCUGGUGCGGGAGAAGGCCACCGGCCGCUACUAUGCCAUGAAGAUCCUGCGGAAGGAGGUUAUCAUUGCCAAGGAUGAAGUUGCCCACACGGUCACCGAGAGUCGCGUGCUCCAGAACACCAGGCACCCGUUCCUCACGGCGCUGAAGUACGCCUUCCAGACCCACGACCGCCUGUGCUUCGUGAUGGAGUACGCCAACGGUGGGGAGCUGUUCUUCCACCUGUCCCGGGAGCGCGUCUUCACGGAGGAGCGGGCCCGCUUCUACGGCGCAGAGAUCGUGUCGGCCCUGGAGUACCUGCACUCCAGAGACGUGGUGUAUCGCGACAUCAAGCUGGAAAAUCUCAUGCUGGACAAAGACGGCCACAUCAAGAUCACUGACUUUGGCCUAUGCAAAGAGGGCAUCAGUGACGGGGCCACUAUGAAAACCUUCUGUGGGACCCCCGAGUACCUGGCACCCGAGGUGCUGGAGGACAACGACUACGGCCGGGCCGUGGACUGGUGGGGGCUGGGCGUGGUCAUGUACGAGAUGCUGUGCGGCCGCCUGCCCUUCUACAACCAGGACCACGAGCGCCUCUUCGAGCUCAUCCUCAUGGAGGAGAUCCGCUUCCCGCGCACGCUCAGCCCCGAGGCCAAGUCCCUGCUGGCGGGGCUGCUGAAGAAGGACCCCAAGCAGAGGCUCGGCGGGGGGCCCAGCGAUGCCAAGGAGGUCAUGGAGCACAGGUUCUUCCUCAGCAUCAACUGGCAGGAUGUGGUUCAGAAGAAGCUCCUGCCACCCUUCAAACCUCAGGUCACAUCUGAGGUCGACACAAGGUACUUUGAUGACGAGUUCACCGCCCAGUCCAUCACAAUCACCCCCCCGGACCGCUACGACAGCCUGGGCUCACUUGAACUGGACCAGCGGACCCACUUCCCACAGUUCUCCUACUCGGCCAGCAUCCGCGAGUGAGCGGCGGCCGGCAGAGACGCGCAGGCUGCCAGCACCGCCCGGGCUUCCUUUUCUCUCUUUUUUUAAGUUUUUAUUUUGCCUUUUUUGUUUGUGUCCCCAUCUCUCACCCCCACUUCGUUUUUUCUUGAGCCCUCACCCCGCCUCCCCUCAGCGGUCCCCCUGGGUCCUGUUCUGCCCUUCCCUCUGUGCCCAGGCCAGGAGAAGGGAGACUCCGCCGCCCGCCUCAGGACCCGGCCUUUGGGCGGGUGGAGAGGUCCAGCUUCUGAUCAUCAGAGCCCUGGUGAGGGCCGGGCGUGGUGCCGCGCGGGCCGUCCUGCAGGCCUGGCCGGCCUUCUUGGGGGCCGCCUUCUUGGGGGUGCACGCCCAGCUGGCAGUGCCCUGGUGCUGCCUCCCAUCCCCUGUCGGCUGGGCGGCCUGGCUUGGGGCGGCCUGGCUUGGGGCGGCCAGCCCCUCUUCCACAGGGGCGGAAAAGCAAUAAUGUCCAGGGGCUGGCCCGGGCCUUCAGAAGCUGCAGAUGGCGGCUUAGGGCUCCCUCGUGCGGACAGAGACCACUCUGUCCUGUGAGGAGCCGGGAGGAGCCCAGGUGAUGGGCGCCUGCCCGGCCCGGCCCCCAAGCUGCUCUCCUGACCCUGUGAGGAGGCAGGAGGAACAUUUGGGGGCUAGUUUCCCCACCCCCAGCCCCGUGCCUUACCAAGGCUUCCUUCCGGCCGGCCUUGCCUCCCGCUGGGCCCCAGGCCUGGCCCCUGGUCCCUGAGGACCGAGGCCAGGGUCGCUCGCCCUCUCGCUGUCUAGGUGGGGAGGGGCGCCAGCCUCGCUGUUACACGUCCUCGCUGUUACACGUCUCAUACCGAGACAGUAUUGGGCCCCGUAGAGCAGGGUGGAGGAGGGGUGGGGUGUCUGGUACGUCUUGGGGUGGGAGGCCUCUGAGGAGGAGGCUUCAGACCACCCCGCAGCCCCUCUCUGGGCCACGUUCUGCAGCCUUAAGGUGAAUGUGUCAGUGCUCGGCACGCAUGUGUGUGUCUCAGACCACGUGUCCUGGGGCUCCCGUGCGUCUGGGACGUAAGACACGUGGUGCGCGUGGCGUGCGUGUUGGGUGUGUGUGCGAGGACAGGUACGUCCCAGCCUCAAGUGUGCGCGCGUGUGUGGGCUUGGGCCUGUCCCGGCCUGAGCAUCUCACCCCCGGAGGGGAUGCUGUCCUAGGAGGGGGCUGCACCCGAGGUCCUACUUGCUGCCCUGCCUCCCCCCCCCCAACAUCUCCGGGUGUUUGGAUUUAGUUUUUGUGGUUUUGAUCUCCCCACCCCACCUCCUGUAAUAGGUAGUUCACAGAAAGACAUCCUGGGGUGGGAUGGGGGUUGGUUUGGGUGGGGGAUGUCUUUUCCUUUGUGUGUAUAUGUUUAUCUGAGAGUUCUCCCUCCUCCCCGGCCUUCCCCCAGUCCUUGGAUUUGUACGGUACAAGCAAUAAAGACACUCGUUUCAGA
Molecule: messenger RNA, 3168 nt
Organism: Condylura cristata (star-nosed mole)
Lineage: Eukaryota; Metazoa; Chordata; Mammalia; Eulipotyphla; Talpidae
Gene: AKT2
Product: v-akt murine thymoma viral oncogene homolog 2
Exons: 14
Coding region: 245-1690 (481 amino acids)
Biological process (GO): protein phosphorylation
Molecular function (GO): ATP binding; protein serine/threonine kinase activity
Source: RefSeq, a predicted model, not a curated record